CAACACUGAUAUUUUGUUUUUUUAAAGUCCGACAAGCUGAUAAGAAAGAGAGAGAAAUAUUCCGACAUAAUGAAAUCAACUCGCCUCCACUCCUCCGCCGUCCACCGCCGUGCAUGGCCUAAUCGGAUAUUCGCCGUACUAUACUUCGCCGCCGUCGUAACACUUAUCCGCCGCCAAAUCCUCUCUCUCCUCAAUUCCACUAUUCCAAUCCCCAUCUCUCUCCUCAUCUUCCUCGCCGACAUCAUACUCUCUUUCAUCUGGGUCGCCGGCCAAGGUUUCAAAAUCCGACCAAUUCGACGAAAUACCCAUCAAGAAAAUCUAACUUUGAUUAUUCAAGAACACGAAUUUCCAGCCAUAGAUUUGUUCAUAUGUACGGCGGAUCCAGAUAAAGAACCGCCGUUAAGUGUAGUGAAUACUGUUCUUUCAGUUAUGUCCUAUGAUUACCCGCCGGAAAAGUUGUCGGUUUAUGUUUCUGAUGAUGGAGGGUCUCAAUUUACUUUAAUGGCUUUUACUGAAGCUGUUAAUUUUGCUGCUUAUUGGUUACCUUAUUGUAGGAGGAAUCAAAUUAUAGAGAGAUGUCCUAGUGUUUAUCUUGAAUCUAAUCCUGUUUGGGUACCUGAAUUCGAUGAAAUUAAGGAAUUAUACGAGACCAUGAAAAACAGAAUUGAAAAGGCAAAUCAAAUCAAGGGUUUUAGCCGAAAUCAUCCAACUGUUAUUCAGGUGCUAAUAGAGAACAUAAAAGACAAAGACAUAACCGGUCGGGGAAUGCCAAAUCUUAUUUAUGUGUCGAGAGAGAAAAGGAAAAACAUCCCACAUAACUUCAAGGCUGGAGCCCUUAACGUGCUUGUUAGAGUAUCGGCGGUGAUGACAAAUGCUCCGAUAAUCUUAACGUUGGAUUGCGAUAUGUAUUCAAAUGAUCCUCAAACGCCUAGAAGGGCUUUAUGUUAUUUUGUUGAUUCAAGCUUGAAAGACAAUUUGGGAUACAUUCAAUUCCCACAAGCUUUCUUUGGGAUCAAUCGAGAUGAUGUUUAUGGUUCGGAAUUCAAAUUUGAAGCCAAAAUUUACCCUUCGGGUAAUGAUGGAAUAGGCGGCCCGACUUACUUGGGGACAGGAGCAUUCUUUAAUCGUCGAUCACUCUUUGGUGGACCACAAACGUUUCUUGUACCAGAGAUUCAAGAACUCAGCCCAUAUUGGGUUGUGAAUAAGUCUAUUGGAUCACCCGAUGUUCUCGCAUUGGCCAAUCAACUUGCAAGAUGUGAUUACGAGGCUCAAACCCUAUGGGGGUCCAAGGUGGGAUAUAGGUACGGGUCAGUGGCGGAGGACAUGUAUACAUCUUACUUGAUGCAAUGCGAGGGUUGGAGAUCAAUCUUUUGUCACCCAAGAAGGCCUGCGUUUUUGGGUAAUUCAGCUAUGUCCCUGUUCGACCUACUCAGUCAAGUGAAGCGAUGGUGCGUCGGUUUCUUGCAAAUGGGAUUUAGUAAGCAUAGUCCAAUAACAUUCGGAAUCCGAUUCUUGAAUCCUUUCCUAGCCUUCGCAUACAUAUACCACGCAUUUUGUCCCAUCCUUGGCAUUGCGGUCACCAUCUACGCGUUCAUUCCUCAGCUCGCUAUGAUCGGUUCCAUCUCGAUAUUUCCCAAGGUUUCGGAUCCUUGGUUUUUCUUAUACAUGUUCUUGUUUUUGGGAGCCUAUGUGCAAGAUUUUGUAGUUUUCAUGUUGGAAGGUUGGGAAAACAAUAGCAUUAUAAAGUGGUGGAACAACCAAAGAAUGUGGAUAAUCAAGGGACUUUCUUGUUAUCCUUUUGCCAUCACGGAUUUCGUAAUAACCAAUUGUUUGGGAAUAACCGCACCCCGAUUUAACGUAACGGGUAAGGUCGUUGACGAGGAGCUGUCGGAUAGGUACAAUAGAGGGAUGAUGGAAUUCGGUGUGGAGUCUCCGGUUUUCAUUCCGAUUGCCACAUCAGCAAUGGUGAAUUUGGUGGCACUAGCGUGCGGGGUUGGUGAGGUGGCAAUAAUCGGGAAUGAGAGAUUUAAGGAUUUGUUUGGACAAAUGUUUAUUGCUGGAUAUGGGGUGGUUAAUAGUUGGCCAAUUUAUGAAGCUAUGGUUAUAAGACAUGAUCCAGGGAAGAUGCCCACCAAGAUUACAUUGGUUUCACUCUUUGUAACCUUGAUUCUAUCUUCAGCAUCUUAUUAUUAUUUGAGAAAUGUAUGAAUAGAAUCAAUCAAAUUAUAAUACUAUAAGACUGAAAUUGUCUUCAUUUUUUUUCUUCAAUAUUUAUAUUUGAUGUUUAUGAAUAGAAUUAUAAGUCAAAUUCUUCUACUUGAA
This is a messenger RNA of Impatiens glandulifera, 2322 nucleotides long. RefSeq names its product cellulose synthase-like protein G3. Gene Ontology annotation, cellular component: trans-Golgi network; plasma membrane. The coding region runs from base 70 to 2208 and encodes 712 amino acids. The record is from RefSeq and is a predicted model, not a curated record. NCBI's taxonomy places the organism in Eukaryota, Viridiplantae, Streptophyta, Magnoliopsida, Ericales, Balsaminaceae. The transcript has 5 exons. Gene Ontology annotation, molecular function: mannan synthase activity; cellulose synthase (UDP-forming) activity. Gene Ontology annotation, biological process: cellulose biosynthetic process; plant-type primary cell wall biogenesis.